Messenger RNA from Chrysoperla carnea, 2112 nucleotides. It is a transcript of the gene prel, whose product is annotated as protein preli-like. Lineage: Eukaryota; Metazoa; Arthropoda; Insecta; Neuroptera; Chrysopidae. The record is from RefSeq and is a predicted model, not a curated record. Gene Ontology annotation, molecular function: phosphatidic acid transfer activity. Gene Ontology annotation, cellular component: mitochondrial intermembrane space. Gene Ontology annotation, biological process: phospholipid transport. The transcript has 5 exons. Bases 234 to 878 code for a protein of 214 amino acids.
GUCCAACUAUUAUUAAAUGUACAUUACAAAAUGUUUAUAGAUGUUAAAUAUUAAAAUUUCUGCAAUGCAUAUUUGUAUUAAUUAAAAAAACAUGGUAAAAGUCACGUAAUCAUCUCGAUAUAGAAUAAAUUACCAUGUUAUUCCAAAGAUUGUAAUUGAAGUUUAAAAUCCUCGUUGUUGGAGCACAUCUUUAAAUUUUAUUGAAUUUUUAUAUUUUUUUUAUCAAAGACAAAAUGGCAAAGUAUUAUGAAUCGACAACAGUGUUUAAUUUUAGUUGGGACCAAGUUGCUCAAGGAUUUUGGAAACGUUAUCCUAAUCCACAUAGCUCACAUGUUUUAUCAGAAGAUACAAUAACACGAGAAGUCAGAUCUGGGAAACUGUUCACUAAGAGAUUGUUAACGAAAACAAAUCGUGUUCCAAAAUGGGGUGAACGGCUAAUAAGUAAGAAUACUGUAAAAAUUGUCGAAGAAUCGAUCAUAGAUCCCAAUGAAAAAGUACUGAUUACUUAUACCAGAAAUCUCGGAUAUGCACGAAUUAUGAGUGUCAUUGAAAAAGUAGUAUAUAAAAUAAAUACUGAAAAUCCCAACACAACAAUUGCUGUUCGAUCUGCAUGGAUUGAUUCAAGAGUAAUGGGUUUGGGUCGAGCUAUUAAAGCAUUUGGACUCGAUAGGUUUAGAAAAAAUUGUUCUCAAAUGGUAAAUGGCUUUGAUUAUGUUUUACACAAUAUGUUUCCAAAGAUGCAACCACCAAAUUCACAAUCGCAUACAUCUCCAUUAUCGACAGCAGAAAAGCUAAAGGAUGCAGCUCGGAGUGCGUCUGAUUUAGCAAAAUCAAAGGCUAAACCAAUUUAUGCGUCGUGUCAGGCAAAUCAAUCUUAAGUUUUUUUAUUAUUAUUAUUAUUUUUUUGUUAAUCGCAAACAAGGUAACUAUUUUUUGUUUUUGUAAAUAUGACUUUUCCUGUAUAAUUUUUUCCUCUUUUUACAUUGAAAGAAAAAGACGUAAGUUGACUAAGUUUACAAUUUUCCAUUAAUUAUACGAUGGAAUUAUAAUUCGUGCAUAUAUUAUUCAUUAAUUAAUUGUAUAUUUUAAAUUUAGUAAGUAAUUAAAAAAAAAAAAAAAAGUAAAAAUUGUACAAAUGGUUUUGUUGCUUAGAUUUUUAUUAUAUGUUUUCGAUUAUUUUCAUUUUGAGUCCAUACAGGGUGUUAUGGAGUCAUUCAUAAAAUAUGUCACGUUAAAUUUCGUUUUUGGUGAUUCAGUCCUUCGGAGCAUUGGUAACCUAAAGAAAAAAAUAAGAUUAACAAUGAACUGCGAAUACCACGUCUUCUUUGAGUUCUAUUCUCUUCUAUCACAUUUCGCCAUCCAAUGUGACGUGUAAUGUGACAAUGCAACACCCCUCCUUCGCCUUUUACGUGACGUUUUUUAUAAAUGGCUUUUAAGUAAAAAACAGGCCAAAAUUUUUUCUCGUACUUAAAUAAAAACAAAUACCAAGGGAAAAUAUGAGUUCAGAAAGAAAGGGAAAACGAAUUUAAUUUUGAAAAAUCGGAAAUACUUUGUUUUAUGAAAAACUGUGUUUGGCACUUUUUAGAAAAUAAUCUGUCCGUUAAAACUGGUACAGCAAAAUCGAAAAAAAAGAUUUUAAAGUUCUUUCUUAUUUGGAUUAAUCGACUAAGUCGUCUGAUUUAUAAUUUAAGUACUAGCGUACACUUAGUCUGAAAUAUUUGAAGUUCGAAAUUGUAGUUUCUUCGCGUUUCUAGAAUUAUGAAAUAAAAGCUUAAUUUUUCUUAGAAAACGGUACCAUCGGCGUUGUAACAAACUUAUCAUUCAUACUUUUUUCUUUGAAAUUUAUCGGAAUCCUUUAGUAUUAUUUUCAUUUCAAUUGUUGAUGUUGAGAGAUUACUUAUCAAAUUCAAAUGAUUUAAGUACGAGAAUAGCAAAUAAUAAUUGAUUAAAUUAAAAAUUGAAAGAAUGAAACUAAGUUCUUAACGAGCUUUAAAUGGGAUCUUUUCAUAAUGGUGUCUCGGUCAAGAAAAUUUCACCUUUAAAUCUAUAAAAUCUGUAUUGUAAACUAUCGAGUUUGCGAGUGCCAUUUUUAUAAAAUUUUGUAUGAUUUUU